UCCACGGCGUGGAAAUCGUGCAGGCUGACGGCGCGAAAUCAAGGAUCCUGGCGGACGCCGUCAUUCUCACCACUGGCGGAUUUUCAAACGACAAGACCUCCGAUUCCCUCCUCCGCGAGUUUGCGCCGCAUCUGUCUGGCUUCCCCACAACCAACGGAACGUGGGCCACGGGUGACGGUGUCAAGCUGGCACGGCGCCUUGGUGCGACGCUUGUGGACAUGGACAAGGUGCAGCUUCACCCGACAGGCCUCAUCGACCCGAAGGACCCUGCCAGUGCAACCAAGUACCUCGGCCCGGAGGCGCUGCGCGGGUCGGGCGGUGUGCUGCUAAACAAGAGGGGCGAGCGGUUUGUCAAUGAGCUCGAUCUCCGCUCCGUGGUCUCCAAGGCGAUCAUGGAUCAGGGUGACGAAUAUCCGGGCUCCAACGGCAGCACCUUUGCCUUCUGCGUGCUCAACGAUGCGGCGGUAAAGCUUUUUGGCGUCAAUGCGUUGAACUUCUACGCAAAAACGUUGGGGUUGUUCAAGCGUGUGGAAGAUGUGGAAGGGCUGGCGCAGCUCAUUGGUUGUGAGCUGUCAACCCUGCGGAGCACGCUGGAGGCAUACGAGGAGCUCUCAAAGACCUCUCGCCAAUGCCCAAAGACCCGCAAGAGCGUCUACCCGUGCGUGGUGGGCCCGCAGGGACCCUUCUACGUCGCCUUUGUGACGCCGUCGGUUCACUACACGAUGGGCGGCUGCCUCAUCUCGCCCGCGGCCGAGAUUCAGAUGGAAGGAAGCGAUUCUUCCUUCUUUGGUCACCGUCGCCCCAUUCUCGGCCUGUUUGGCGCGGGUGAGGUGACGGGUGGGGUGCACGGCAGGAACCGACUCGGUGGUAACUCGCUGCUGGAAUGCGUCGUCUUUGGCCGCAUUGCGGGAGAUCGCGCGGCGACGAUUCUGCAGAAGAAACCAUCGCCGUUGUCUUUUACGACAUGGGCAAGUGUGAUUUUGCGGGAGGUGCGGGAGGGAGGAAUGUACGGCACCGGCUCGCGUGUCCUGCGGUUUAACCUCCCCGGCGCCCUGCAGCGGUCGGGGCUGCGCCUCGGCGAGUUCAUUGCCAUCCGCGGCGAGUGGGACGGGCAGAAGCUGAUUGGCUACUACAGCCCCAUCACACUGCCCGACGACCUCGGUGUGAUUGGUAUUCUGGCGCGGAGUGACAAGGGGACGCUGCGGGAGUGGAUUUCCGCCCUCCAGCCCGGCGACGCCGUGGAGAUGAAGGGCUGCGGCGGGCUGGUGAUUGAGCGCCGCUUCAGUGAGCAGCACCUCUACUUUGGUGGUCACCGGCUCAAAAAGCUUUGCCUCAUUGCCGGCGGCACUGGGGUGGCUCCCAUGCUGCAGAUCAUUCGCGCCGCGCUCAAGAAGCCGUUCAUCGACACCAUCGAGAGCGUCCGCCUCAUCUACGCUGCAGAGGACGUCUCGGAGCUCACUUACCGCGAAUUGCUCGAGAAGCACCAGAAGAGCUCGAAUGGCAAGUUCCGCACCACGUUUGUUCUGAAUCGACCUCCGCCAAUGUGGACUGACGGCGUCGGGUUUGUUGACAAAAGUGUUCUGAGUUCCUACGUGCAGCAGCCGGCCGAAGACCUGCUGGUGGUGAUAUGCGGCCCGCCGGUGAUGCAGCGCAUCGUCAAGGGGUGCCUGAAGGGGCUUGGCUACAACAUGGCGCUGGUGCGCACCGUGGAUGAGGCAGAUUCCAAGGCACCGUCAAAGAUGUAA
Trypanosoma conorhini is the source of this 1745-nucleotide messenger RNA. Its product is annotated as NADH-dependent fumarate reductase-like protein. The annotation marks the transcript as partial. Lineage: Eukaryota; Euglenozoa; Kinetoplastea; Trypanosomatida; Trypanosomatidae. Gene Ontology annotation, molecular function: oxidoreductase activity. The transcript has a single exon. The record is from RefSeq and is a predicted model, not a curated record.